This is a messenger RNA of Cyphellophora attinorum, 1368 nucleotides long. RefSeq lists its product as uncharacterized. Bases 1 to 1368 code for a protein of 455 amino acids. The transcript has 2 exons. The record is from RefSeq and is a predicted model, not a curated record. Lineage: Eukaryota; Fungi; Ascomycota; Eurotiomycetes; Chaetothyriales; Cyphellophoraceae. Gene Ontology annotation, molecular function: protein binding.
AUGUCCUUCCCUUCGAGCUCUUCAAGUAUCUUGGACACUUUGCCUCGUGAACUACUCUUUCACGUUCUAGCGCGCGCCCCAGAUGCGGAGGCACUAUACAAUGUGGCACUUACUUGUCGAACUUUGUACAGCAUCGUCGCAGAAGUCAAGACGCGCCUACUUCACAACAUCACUCGUCGCAUUGAUGCUCGAGUCAUAGACAUUGCUUUCACGGCAGCAGAUGCGAGAUUUCCCGAUGGAUGGCUGCGCUCAUGGUUGCCUCCCAAGCGGAACCUCACAGUCGAAGAUCUGGACCGAGGAUGCGACACUAAGCCAACGCCGUCACAAUGGAGCAUCAAAGUGCUCCUCGCUAUGGAAGAAACGCACAACGCUGUCGAGGCUGUCGUCAAAGAAAUGGUUUGCGAGAAGUAUUUGACGCUAAAUUUCCAAGAUGCUCCGAUGACCGACUCGGAAAUCUGCCGUUUUCAACAUGUUCUCUAUCGUGCCCAGAUCAUCUGCGUGAUGCAUGAACUUUACCCCAUUCGAUACCACUGGCAAAGGCAUACGUUCCGCAAUUUUUACUCGCGCUAUAAUUUCAUGGAGAAUGAACAACUCGCCUGCGUUUGGGAGAUGCUGAGAAGAGUAGUCCACGAUGCUAUUCACAGGCUUUGCGCCCUUGACCCAGUAUGGGCCCGCUAUGUACAGGUGGUUGACAUCGAGCAGAUCGCAGACAGUCGACUCGAGUUCUUCACGAUGAAAGGCCUUCCCUUCAUACAGGCUUUGAUUUCUGCUUCCACCAGACGGGACCUCACUACACUGCUCGGGCCAGACCCACGUCUUUCACGCACCGAUAUGAGAUUGAGCAGCCUCAUCAGAGACACUAUAUCUCUUGGACCCUAUAAUGGGACCCUUGAUAUCACAUAUCAUGGUCAAUACGAUGGUAUCGUGGCAUUCGAGUGGGACGAUGACGCACAGCAAGUAGUACAAAAGCCGCUGUUCCAGGACAUCGACCGUGGGCCGACAGCCACAUGGACAUGGGCCCACCCUGAUGCUGAUGCGCGACCGCACAGCCGCCCUUGUGAAUCGCAGCACACGCACCUGAGGAGAGAGGGUUACCUACUCUGGGACUGGUCGAGGUGCAAAGAUGUGUGGCUACAAGAGCCCUUCGAUGGCCUUCCAGGUGGAUCUGCCUCAGUGCAACAUGAUUCGCCACUACAGGGGUGGUUCUGGGACGAGGUAGUGAAGGACAGGGACAGGCUGGCUAUGUCCCGCUAUCGGCUGGGCUUACGAGGUGUUCCCAGGUCCGAGGAAGUCAUGACCAUGGUCGAGCAGAACGUGUUGGAACACGCCAGCUAUGAUAUGGCGAUCGAGCUUUCCCCUGCAUCAUAA